AUGAAAUUUUCCCUAAGAAUUGAAAGCUGGCCGGCUUGUGUUGAUUUAUAUUUAGCAGUGGAUGCGGUUCAAGCUGAGGACCAAGAAGAGAUGGGGUCGAGUUCAGGCUUUGCACAACAUUGUGUUUGCGGUACAAACCCCACUAUAUUCUGCUGUUCCAUGUUUCUUGCUGCCAAAUUUCAAAAAGUGAAACUUCCUGCACAGAAGGAAAAAGGUCAUCCGCAGAUGCUCAAGUUGUUAGAGCAGGACAGAAAACAGACACUACCGCCUACACAUGAAAGUUUCACUAAGUCUACAGCCGUAGCUGGAAAGAUGAACAGUAGUCCACAAUCCUGUAUCUCAGACGGAUGCUUUGCCAUAAGGCAAUCUAGCAAAGUAGCCAUGUCCGAGAAUGAUGAGCGCAGCAAACCUCCAGCCUGUGGUAGAAAAGACAUUUGUGUAAAAGAAGUUUUACCAUCUCAAACAAGUGAUAGUGCUUCAAGUAGCAUUGUCGAGGACGGGGAAGGUGAUAGUCAUCCUAGACAUGUGGAAUCUGAUCAUGACCCUGGCUGCAAAAUUAUUUCUGUUCACGACACCUAUCGUAAGAUUGAUGCUAUCCGAAUUAGAGAAGCAUUGAAGAGGAGAAAAUUUGAUGUAGCUGCAAACAGAAAGUUUGCGGCAUCUAUUAACCCUGAGAUAGAUGAUGGCGAAGCCUGGAUAGAGAGAGAGCUGGAAAAGGGAAUAGAGUUGGAAUCUGGCUCUUCCAAAAGGAAAUGGGGCAAGUCUUGUGAAUUUCUAAUACAUUGA
Molecule: messenger RNA, 786 nt
Organism: Mangifera indica (mango)
Lineage: Eukaryota; Viridiplantae; Streptophyta; Magnoliopsida; Sapindales; Anacardiaceae
Product: cyclin-T1-3-like
Exons: 3
Coding region: 1-786 (261 amino acids)
Source: RefSeq, a predicted model, not a curated record